UGCACUAAGGUAAUGGGGGGAGUCCCCGCAUAUAUGAUCAGUAAAAGAAAAGAAUCUCUAUAUCACUCUCUCUUCUUUUUCACUCCAUUUUUAACGAGAGCAACCUCAGACUUGCCGGCCUUCCCAUUUAUUUUCUUUCUCCCUUCCACAACUAUCCAUUCAUGGCGAAAGCCUCUCAAGACACCUCCAAAAUACACUUCCACUGGACCAAAAAAGUUGGAACCGAAGACGACGAUGUCGAACAACCUUCAACUUUCAAGCAGCCAAAUUCAAACCCCAGUGAUCAACAAGACAAGAAGCAUGAAAACAUCAAAGUUAAAACCCAUGUGGGUGUUCCAACCCCCAGGAAGAAGCUUCAAGCAGUUGCAAUCGCAAGGCUUCGAGCUGUUCUAACUGCUUUUGGGAAGAACCGUUCCAACCCGCCCUUUGGAGGUCUUCUUGGACCUCGAGUUGUCGGCACCCUUUUUGGUUCCAGGCGUGGCCAUGUUCACUUUGCUUUUCAGAAAGAACCCAAUUCCCCACCAGCUUUCCUCGUUGAACUCGCCACACCCAUUAGUGUCCUGGUUCGAGAAAUGGCGUCUGGGUUGGUACGCAUUGCUUUGGAGUGUGAUAAAAAAGACAAUGAAGAGAAAAAGGCUGUGAGAUUACUGGAAGAGCCAGUGUGGAGAACUUACUGCAAUGGAAAGAAAUGUGGGUUUGCAACAAGGAGGGACUGUGGGCCUAAAGAAUGGAAGAUCCUUAAAGCUGUUGAACCAAUCUCCAUGGGAGCUGGGGUUUUACCACUGACUGAACCAGAAGCUGGCGAUGGUGAGCUAAUGUAUAUGAGGGCUAAGUUCGAGAGGAUUAUUGGGUCAAGAGAUUCUGAAGCUUUCUAUAUGAUGAAUCCUGAUAGCAAUGGAGCUCCUGAACUUAGUAUCUAUUUGCUUAGAGUGUGAAAGUCGUCACCAAUGGAAGCUCUGAAUUAAACCAACUUCAUUUUCAAUGUAUUUUCCCUUUUUUUUUUUUGGAGCUUGAAGAAGGGGUAUACCAGAUUGAUAUUUUAUCUUUCUUUUUUACUGUACUCUACGGCCAUGGAAAUGGAGGUCUCUAGUUUCUUUGUAUUCUUUUUAGUUUAGAUGGAGGGGUAAUACAUUAUAAAUAUUUAUGUAUAGUUUUCUUCUUCAAUGCUUUACCAAAGUAAGACAUUGAAGAUUGAGCUUAGUGCAAUCAAUCAUUAUCUUUGCAUUA
This is a messenger RNA of Gossypium raimondii (Peruvian cotton), 1227 nucleotides long. RefSeq names its product protein MIZU-KUSSEI 1. The record is from RefSeq and is a predicted model, not a curated record. The coding region runs from base 162 to 935 and encodes 257 amino acids. Gene Ontology annotation, biological process: hydrotropism. Lineage: Eukaryota; Viridiplantae; Streptophyta; Magnoliopsida; Malvales; Malvaceae. The transcript has a single exon.